This is a messenger RNA of Lymnaea stagnalis (great pond snail), 31900 nucleotides long. The record is from the annotation of a GenBank genome assembly. NCBI's taxonomy places the organism in Eukaryota, Metazoa, Mollusca, Gastropoda, Lymnaeidae.
ACAUACUAACUAAGCUAAGUGUAUCACUAUCUCAUUUGUCUUUUCUCUUGAAGAUAAAAAUUCCUAGACACACAAGAUAUGCAGUUUAAUAAUUAACUACAUUAUCAAAACUUUAAAAUCUUCUUUUUCACAAUAAUACUUUUAAACGCUAAUAAAUAUAAUUUUGUUCCCCUUAAAAAUAAUAUAGACUUUAAUAUAUCUUAGGUUUUGAACUUAUGUUUAGGCGAAGCAAGGAGAGUUUUAUUUCUUGACCUACAUGUGGUUAUGUUUUGGUCACGUGUCAUCAGUGACGUCAUAAACAUGGCUGCUUUAUAGCUUUGGAGAUUUAAAAUUGUGUGUAUCUACCAUGUUCUACCUAUGACAAAUUAAUGAAAUGUUUUUGUUAAUUUGAUCCUCCCAAGAGUGUGGAAUCUAAGUUAUGAUAUAGCAACUUAUAUUUCUGCUGCAGAAGAUGGUUUCAGCGAUACUUUCUAGGCUUGUUAUGUAAGUAUUAAGUAAUCUUUAUAAAUAAAGACUUUCAAUUUCACGAUAGUUGGUUUGGUUUUGUCAAUCGAUCAUUGAAUGUUGAUAGUGACUUGUCUUCUUAAACUAUACAUAAGUCAUAAAAAAGUAUUCAAAGAUAAAAUCAGUUUAAGGUGUCUUUAUCACCUAUGAGCCUAUUGGCUGAGUCGAAUAAGUGUUAAAAAUAAUUUCAGCUUAGGACUAAUCAACUAGCAGUAACACUGACACUGACACCCAAAAAAUAUUAUUAUUAGUAUAAAGUAUAAUAGUUUAGUAAGUUAGUAUUAGUAUUGUAUAGCCCAGGCCUAGUCAGUAAUAAAUAAUAGUAAUGAUAGUUUAAUUAAAUAGUCAUCUGCCAUACUAUACUGGUACUCUUACGACAACGUCAUAUUGAGUCAUAUACGACACUCUACACAGAAAUUGUUACUUCAAGACUUGUCUUACCAUGGCAUGGUUUAAUCAAGCAAGACUAAGUUACUAACUUAGUCAUCAUGACUAAGACAGUGUACUAAGUACUAAGACUCGGAUGACUAAAACUAAAAAAUUACUAAGUCUAAGACACAAGUUGACAAAGUCUAUUUAUAUCACUAAAUAAUAAACUAGGUCGGAAACUGUUCAUUGAAAUAUGACAAAUAAUUUAAUAUGCUCAUUUUAACUAUUUUGACCUAGAAAGUUAAGAAAGCUCUUUAAAUUUAUAUUCACUUUUAUUAUUUAAUUUAAACUCUGAGGCAUAUCAUAAACGAAAACAAUAAUUUUGCAGUGAAUUUCUUAUUUAUUUAUGCAUAUUUUACAACAUAAUAAAACAAAUUAAAUGCAGCUAUCAUGCGAGCCCACACCUUUUUGUAUUCGAGCCCAAAUCUUUUUUUAUCCUGAAAGUUUUAGGAUAAGAAAAGUGUUAAGUGAAAGUUUGUUUGGAACAAGUUUUUGAAAAUUAAAUUUGUUAAACUGAGAUUGAGAUUAAUUUUUUAAUUUUUAUUUUAAGUGAACAAACUUAAUUUCAAACUUUGAUAAUAAUGGUAGUUAUCCAACUGCUACUACUUAAUAAACACUUUAAAUCACACUAACACACUUAUAUUAUAAUAUAUAGUCAGUAGUAAUAGUUUAAAUUAAUAGUCAUUGCCAUACCAUACUCACAUGACAACGUCUUACACUAAGACUAAUUGUUAUUUAGCCUUUUCUCUUAUUUCAAGCUUUAUUAUAUUUUCGAUAUUAUAUAUAUAUAAAAAUGCCAUCAUUCUGUCUUCAUUUGAUGAUGGAGUAGCUGUUGACACUUCAUCAUCUAACUUAUGAAGGUGAUCCUGGAAUGGCAGUCUCUGGUGACUUUCUCACAGGAGAAUAUUGACUCCUGUUUAAAUUUGGCCUUACAUAAUGCUCUUUUUUGUUGCAAGGGCUUUGUUUUGUGCAUCUUCUCCCCCAUACACUGUGGUUUGCCAGCUGCAACAGUGCUCAGAUAUGAUCUCCCAUUCACAGCCAUGACCUUUCAAUAAGUCUUGCCUUUCCAUACAGCCUUCCUCCAUUCUCCUUACAUUGGCUAAACCAUCAAAAGCUUCUCCUGCUUAGAGUAAAGAACAUGCUACAUAUUUUGGCACAUUCCAGAACACCUCAGUGUUAGACACUUACGUGAAAGUUGUUGAGCUUCUGCUCAAGACUGGCAUAUAUGGUCCACUUCAAUGUCGUAUAGUACUGUACUGAGCACACAUGCCUGAUAGAUUCUUUCAAUGUGAUCGGAAAGAAAAAACAAACAUUUUAUGUAGCUUUCUUUUGAAGUUUGGGCUGUUGGAUAUAAACAUUACAGCGAACUAAAUAUUCAUUUAUGUACAACACUUAUGGAUACUCAGAAUUCAUGUUAUAUCAAGCAUCAUUCUUUUAUUUCAUUGGAGCACUCAAGGUGCCAUAAAUCUUUCUCCUGGAAAAUGCAAACUCUACAGUUACAACAUUCAAAUUAAAAUUUUUAAUAAAAAAAAUAAAUUCUAAACCACUGUUGAAACUUUAGUCAUACUAUUAAAGUGGUUUUCAACCUUAUUAUUUCCUAACACACUAAUAACUAAAUCUUCCUUAUACAAAAGCAUCAGCUGUGUCAGUGAGGAUUAUUGCCCUAGCAAAUGGUCAAUUAGAGUAGUUUGAUUUUGUCAUUUCCGUGCUUUCAUCUUACCUGGGAUGACUCUGAAUUUGGUAGGUUUAAAUAAUAAUAACAAUAUCAAAAUCUUGUGAAUACCUGUGAAUACUCUGCAACACAACAGUGAAAAAAUGCUCCUUACUAAAAUAUUAGACCAGGGGCUCUCAACCUUGUUGGUACUGCAUAAUGAAGCUAGCCCAAUCCCUUUUUGAUAGUUACAUUUAAAAACGAUUUCCACUCUGCCUGGCUUCCCUGUAAUAUGGCCAGACUGACUACAUACAGUCACAAUUUUGCAUGUUGAAUGCUUCAGCAGACAAAAAGGGUUAUAACUAAACAUUGAUUUGGGUGAAUCAUGUCCAAACAUAAGACGCAAUUAAAUAAACGUUACUUUUAGCUCUGAUAUUAAGUUUUUCAAUUUUCAAAUUUCAAGACAGGAGAAAAUACUAUGUUAACUAUAGGCUAUAGGUCACGAGGAUUUAAAAUAAUAAUUUGUGGGAAAUACAUCAGUUCAUCUAUCAUUUAAAACAAAAACCUUAAAAUUUUCCUGCUACUGCCUUUAAUUUUUGGGCUUUACAAGUACAACAAAUCCCAUAAAUUGUGAAAACAUUAGUAAAUUUGUGAAGAUUGUAACUAUUGUAGCAAGUACACAUGAACAAUACAAUUAAAAGAGUGCGAAAAUCUUAGUUAGGUCUGGCUUGUUCCAUUUGCUGUUACUAUAUUGAAAGUUUUCUUUCAGAUAGUUUGGAAGCUAUAUGGCAAUAAUGACAUAAAUAAGCAACAUUCUUUUUCACAGCCACCUCCGGGUGGUUGUGUAACAGACUGCUGUUGCUAUUUUCGAUGCUUGCUUUGAUUAAUAUUUAAUUUCUUUUUACCAUUUUGCAUAUAAACAGAAAUAUGUGUGGUAUGAAUAAUAUCAUAUACAAUGAAGAAAUUAUUCAUUGUUAUAAAUAUUAUGCCGCUCAGUCCCCUCCACUGGGGCCGUCCAUCAAUUACAUCAACUAUUUGUAAGCAAUUUUUGACCCACCCCCCCAGUCAACAGCUGUCACAUUUUCAGUACCCCCAGUAAUUAUGUCAACAUUUGUAUUAAACACAACCGCCACCCCCCACCCCCCAAAAUAAAAGAAAUGAAUUAUAAUAUAAAUUAAUAUAUCGACAAAUAUUACUUUAUGAUGAUCUAUUUUAAUAACACAAAAUUGGAGGAAAAAAUUUUAUUGCAUCUUUAGCUUGUUAAUCAACAAGUUAAAAUGUUUUUACUCAAAUUUUAUAAUGCAGAAUUAAGGAAAUGGUUGUUAAAGAAUAAAUGUCAUUUUUUGUUGUUGUGGAAAUAGAAAUAUGAUUAUUGUCAGUAUAGCUGACAAUUGUCACAUAGUUUCUAGCUGCUGUCAUCUUCCCAGGGAGUUGUCAGGUGUUGCUCUAUCUUAACAAAGGGCAUAGUAAUUGAACUGAUUACCAGACAAGUCAACAUCAUCCUCAUCUAGCCAUUCAGCACUUAAAACAAAACCAUUGUCAGUGUGAGCAAUAAUUGCCAUAAGCUCUCUCUCUGUCUCCUGGCAGGUACCUGCAUAAGUCGAAUCCUUCUUUGUUGAGGAGCAGGUGGUAAUUUCUGAUGCAUUGUCGGUGCUGUUGAACUUGCUAUUUCAACAUGACUUGUGGUGCAAAAUAGAUAUUACAGAUUUUGCAAAUCCGUUCAAGCAGCGAUUUUAUUAUUGCUCUCAAUUUACUUUCCCUUAUUCUUAAAAUAUCGUAUAGGCCUACCUACUCUAAUGUGUGCCAUACCUGCAACGUGACCGCAAACAUACCGCCCUAGUCAAUUGCGAAAAAUAGAAUCUACAGUCGAUGAGAGGCCAACUUUUUUACUUCUCUUGCAUUAACUAAAUGUGCUAACAUUCUGAGCAGCCAUUAGCAAUGCACAGACAGAAACACAUUAAAUAAAUCUUAUAUUGUUAAAAGCCUAAAAAUUAUAUAGCAAUUUUAAUUUACACUCAUUAAAUUUGUUAAAAUAUUUUAAAAUUUUUAAAAGAUUAACAUUUUAAUAGAGAAAACAUGAUUGUUGACGUCAACUAAUGUACCCCCAUUCCCCUUGUCAAACAUUUCAACCCCCCCCCCCCCCCCCUCUCUCUCUCUCUCUCUCUCUUGUUGACAUAAUUAAUGGACGACCCCACUAAUGCCACAUUUAAGUUUUUGAAGAUAAAUCAAUUACUCAAUCCGCCAAUUGCUAUCAUGCUUAAAAUGAUUCGUUUUGUCCGAUUCCUCUUUUAGAGAUGAGGAGUGAGGGGGGGGGGGGAUAAAGUUAGCAUUUUGCGACGUAUUAACGGGAUGCAAGCUUUGUCGUAAUCAACCCAAGGGUCUAUUGAUUUUAAAGAUAGUGUGUCGUGUGUAGCCGCCCGCCUCUGACCUGGCCGGGUUCUGAGGCCGGGACUACUUUCUUUCCUUUGUAUUUGACCCACUAAAGUCGAAUUUCUAGGUUACGUAGAAAUAGAAAGCACGGCUUUGCAUUUCUUUAGUAGAAAUAAUUAUUUGAGGUUUUUGCCAUUGGCUUUAUUCCGUUUACAAUUUUUAAUUAAAAAAAGAUUUAUUUUACUAAUUUCAUUUUAAAAUAACGUUAAUUUACAAAUAAUUUCGCUCACAAUUUAUUUUAUAACGAUUAACUGGGAGCCUUUAGAGAGUUUCAUUAUCUUCAAUUAGUAUUUAUAAUAAAUAAAGCUUCUGCUGUUAAUGAAUUUUUUCCCUUGUAAACACAACUUGAUGAAAAUAUGAAAAGUGUGUUUGAAAUGAUAAGUCUUAGGAUCUAACUGACAUAAACAAAAAUAUAGUAGGGUACCAAAGACAGUGAAUACCAAGCAUACAUUCAUAAAACUGUUAUGUGUUUUUUGUAUAAUUUCACUUAUUGUUAAAGUUACCAUUAGCAAUGUCUUGUGCUAACAGUAUAUUAGUUCUAUAUACUAUUUGUAAGGACAUAAGGUUCCACCUGAUCUAGAAUGUGGACGAGCAGCGACCAUGUUUUUAUUUCCCCCUUAAAAACAGUAAAUAGAUUAUUCCCUAAUCGUGAUCAUAAAAAUUAUCAUAGUUGAACUUUGAAUCAUUUAAUAUUUCCAAAGUCCUCUUAAUAUAAAUCUGAGAGGAUAUUCAUUGUUCAGUUUUAAUUUAAAAUGUAUAACAUCCAGCCAGUCGAUAUUUUAAUCGCCUCCAUUCUUUAUCAGAUUGGUUAUUGGAAACCUGAGUACUAAAUACCUUGGAGAGUUGGUAAUUGCGCAUUUAGUAUUUUUAGCAUCCCAAGCGACCCCAAGCACAAUCUGUUUUUUUUUUCUUUUUUUCAAAACUGAGCACCAUUUAAGUUACGGUAUAUAAUGAUUUUUGUAAUGAUCUAUACAAGUUGUGUAAUUAAAAUUUAUCUUUUAAUUUAAUUAUUACUAAAAAUUGAGGUGCCACUCUAUUGAUUCAAUUAUUGUGAUGUCUUUCGGAAACUAUAUGACAGUGUUGAAAGCUAUGUAGUAUGUGUUACAGCGAAAGUUUAUGUCACACUCAGGAACCAUAAAAGAACCAAGACCCUGGUAGCGAGUGUGCUUGAGAUAGGAACCAUAACAUAACCAAGCCCCUGGAAGCGAGUGUGCUUGUAGGAUGCUUGCAUGCUCUGUAAACUCGCUCACGUUCAAAAUAGCAGUGAUUCUAAACCGGCGUGUCUCGACACAUUGAUGGGCCCCACCCAGUAAACAAGCACUUAUUCAUAGACUGACGGGCGUACAGUGUCUGCAUCUGCUAUUAAGCGUGUACACAUCCAAUGCUACUGAGACGCGGAGCCCAAUAAUUUGUUUUUAAAAAUUACUAAUCUAAUAUUGAUGAGUAAACGGGAGACAAGGAGGUGGGGCAGCACUGUACUGUGCCAUGUUACCUUUGACAAACGUCGGCCUUGGGGGGGAGGGGGGGUAGCGUUGCCUAUUCUCUAGCUAGAAGAGAAGAAAACACAAAGUUACUGAGUAAAGGCGGAAAAGAGAAGAAAAAAAAAGAAGAAAAAACCAGCCAUGAGCAAGUUGGGUGGAUACUGUUUUAUUUCGUGUGCCGAGUUCUGAAUCUUGUAAAUCUCGUGAAUACCUAUUUUUAUGAAAGUUAGAUGUGCAACGUAUUUUAAAAUAAUAAAAUUAUUUGGUGUAAUCAUAAUAUGCCAUUAGAAGAGUAUGAACCAUAUCUUUCGUUAAAAUUGUUAGAAACCUUCUAUUUCAAUUAUUUGAAUGGACCAAUAGAUAUAACAUUUUUAUACCGGUAUUUCAGAUUCAUUGGGUAUUUCCAAUAUAUAAAUUUCAUAAAUACUAUAAUAAUUUCAUAAUUUCUGGCUUCUUCCGAAAUUGGAAGUCAGUUUAAACCCAUCAACAGAACAUCAAUACAUUUUUUAAACUCCCCUGCUCCCACCCCGAAGAAAUUAAGAUACAUACCGUACCUUCAUACUGUAAACUUUUUAAAAAUAAUAAUAAAAUAAACAGCAUAUUCUUUAAUAAUGUAAACGUUAUUUAAAGCUACCCGGUACGAUAUCAUUAUAUUAUUAAAAAAUUGUGUCCCACGCAUUUGACAUGUUUUCAUUUAAAGUUAGUGAAAUAACAUUAUUCCCGGUGCUGAAGGGUUGAAUCUUUGCGUUUAUAAAGAGUGGAAUACAGAAGAAAAAAACAAUCAAGAUUGAUAGAAAUUGUUCUUUCUGUACUAGUACUAGUCAUUUAUACCCACAUUGUUUAUUGUUUAUAUUUGAUCACAGUAUACCUCACAACAGGUUUCUCUAUUUAUAAAGAAUGAGGACUGCGAUCUUAGUCCAUAAUAUAUCCGUUCGUUUUUUGACAUGUCUUUGACAAAAUCUGGAGAUUUAAAAAAAUAUCUGCUAUGACUGAGCUGACUUAAACUGAAAGUUGAGCUAGUCAGUCUGGUGUUACCUUAACCUGAAAGUUGAGCUAGUCAGUCUGGUGUUACCUUAACCUGAAAGUUGAGCUAGUCAGUCUGGUGUUACCUUAACCUGAAAGUUGAGCUAGUCAAUCUGGUGUUACCUUAACCUGAAAGUUUGGCUAGUCAACCUGACGUUACCUUAACCUGAAAGUUGAGCUAGUCAAUCUGGCGUUACCUUAACCUGAAAGUUGAGCUAGUCAUUCUGGCGUUACCUUAACCUAAAAGUUGAGCUAGUCAAUCUGGCGUUACCUUAACCUGAAAGUUGAGCUAGUCAUUCUGGCGUUACCUUAACCUGAAAGUUGAGCUAGUCAAUCUGGUGUUACCUUAACCUGAAAGUUGAGCUAGUCAUUCUGGCGUUACCUUAACCUGAAAGUUGAGCUAGUCAAUCUGGUGUUACCUUAACCUAAAAGUUGAGCUAGUCAUUCUGGUGUUACCUUAACCUGAAAGUUUGGCUAGUCAACCUGACGUUACCUUAACCUGAAAGUUGAGCUAGUCAUUCUGGCGUUAUCUUAACCUAAAAGUUGAGCUAGUCAAUCUGGUGUUACCUUAACCUGAAAGUUUGGCUAGUCAACCUGACGUUACCUUAACCUGAAAGUUGAGCUAGUCAAUCUGGCGUUACCUUAACCUGAAAGUUGAGCUAGUCAUUCUGGCGUUACCUUAACCUAAAAGUUGAGCUAGUCAAUCUGGCGUUACCUUAACCUGAAAGUUGAGCUAGUCAUUCUGGCGUUACCUUAACCUGAAAGUUGAGCUAGUCAAUCUGGUGUUACCUUAACCUGAAAGUUGAGCUAGUCAUUCUGGCGUUAUCUUAACCUGAAAGUUGAGCUAGUCAUUCUGGCGUUACCUUAACCUGAAAGUUGAGCUAGUCAUUCUGGCGUUACCUUAACCUGAAAGUUGAGCUAGUCAAUCUGGCGUUACCUUAACCUGAAAGUUGAGCUAGUCAGUCUGGUGUUACCCUUGAUAUAAACUUGAAGAAUUCUUUUCUAUUCCUUUCUGGGCAAAAUUUGGGCAGUUCAUCGGAACAAAAUAUCUGCAUACUAUAAACAGAACUAUAGUUGUGUUAGUAAUGUUCCGAGACAAACGAAGGUUCUUUCUUGAUAUAUUAUUGCAUCGAAGGAUUAUUUUAGUGUCUGACUGCAACAGCUGAAUCUUGUUUAUGUCAGUACGUCCCAAACCCACGACAGAUUUUAACAAAUUCAAAGAUGAGAAAAUAUUUUGUAUGUGCCUCUUUAUCUCUCCAUCUCUCUCUCCCUCGCUCUCUCCCGUCCCUCCACCCCUAUCUAAUUUCAACCGGCACAUUUAGGUAAUUUAGUUUGAUGUAUUAUGAUAAGAUCAGCCAAGAUCCUGUGGGUAUAUCAUCUGUAAUUCCGUGUCCCCCGUUGCUAAAGGAUGUUAACGCAACAGUGUUGUUAGCUGGGCCACCAGUUCGUUUGAUCGAGAGACAGGAGACACAGCAUUGAGGUGGCUUCGCCUAACUCGGAGUGGGAGCCGAACCUAAAAAUCGAUACUGCUUCUUUCUCCGGGUCGAUGCAGUUAAAUCAGGGGUCGUCUCAGUGGUCUGACAAGGAUUAUUUUGUAGAACGAGCUUUGGGGUGGGGUGAUAUAUGAUAGACGUUAGUCAACAUGUAGUCCGAUAUGUCGAAAUUAGCUUCAAUCAAUUUGGUGGCUAUUGAAUUUGUUUGAUUGAUGGAUAUUGAAUUUGUUUGAUAUUGAAUUUGUUUGAUUGAUGGAUAUUGAAUUUGUUUGAUUGUUCAGGAAACACACCUAGUUUCCUAAAAGCCACAUACUUAUCAGGACUUUCAAAAGAGAUACCGAUUUUUUAAACCCGAAAAGGAUAUAAAUAUAUUUUUUUUUGCAAUAUUAAAUUUAGACGGAAAUCCAUACUGAAAUCCAAUAUAAAAACCCAGAUCUUACUGAAACCAGUUUCGAAACCAAAUAUAACCAUUAAUAAAUAUAUCUGUAAAUAUCUAAAAUAAUUUUUUUAUCAGAUUUAAAAACAUAGUACACAGAAAAAUAUAAUUAAGUCACAGCCAAAUCAAACAUUGAAAGUGAUGCACCAAAAAUACCAGUCGCGAGUACGUGGGGUCAAGGCAGCUCAGGGUCGGCGCUACGGGGGUGCGGGGCCUUGUGCCUUUGACUUUAUAUACCCCGGCCAAUAUGAUAUUAAGACAUGUCAUCGUCAUACAGGGACUUACUGGUCAUAAAGCGACACGUCAUACCGGGUACUUGUUCAUUCGCUUAGUUUUCGAAAGCUCUAUCAAAAAAUUUACUGUUACCGUUGAAUUGUACUGAGCCGAAUUAUUCCUAGCAGGUCGGUUGUUGCUAAUAUCAUGGUACCGUAACAGUAGUCACAAAGUCCAAAAAACACAAAGCUGAAUGAGCUUGUGCGCUCUUAAGCUUAAAAAUACACUGCAUCAUGUCCACGUAAACCAAAGUAAUUUUAAAAAAAAAUAAGACGGUUCACGGGCAGCUAAUUAAACAGAUAAAUGAGUGAGUUCUUCAUCAUCAAGGCUGGUAACAAAGUCUCGUUCAAUUGUCAAUUAGUCAGUCGACCCUGAGAAGUUGAUGGCUGAGCUAAGUUUUUAUAAAAAAUAAUUUGAAAAAGUUCUUUUGGCACUUGGUAAAACUUUAUACUAUACGCGAUCGCAGUAGUCGGAAAAUAAUUUUACAGCAACAGAAGUAAUAGAGGACACUUACACAACAGUUUAAUGGCGUUUGUAAGUUUCAUGGAAUCUUUUCCCCCAAGAUCUUAAGUCCGAACUAUCUACAAACCGAUGUCCCUUUUCAAUUUAAAAAAAAAAAAAAAAACUAAUUUUUUUAUUGGACUGAAUACAUACUGUUUUAAAAACAAGAAAUACAAUGUUUCAAACAUUUUCAGAAUAUGCAUACGUCCCCUUUACAUUUCUUUAAACGAUUUUUCGCUAAAUCAAGAACCAAUGUUUGUUUACCUUGUUUUUUAAAAAAUAAUUUUAAAACAAUAAUUAGUUUUCUUUACAACAGGAAAGUAAACAUUAAAUUUAUGAACAAAACGUCCUUUUUUUGGGUGGUCGCCCGUUCGUCACGCCCUGGGCCUGGGCAGCAUAUCUACGUCCGGUAGCNUUUAAUGGCGUUUUUAAGUUUCAUGGAAUUUUUUCCCCCAAGAUAUUAAGUCCGAAAUAUCUACAAACCGAUGUCCCUUUUCAAUUUAAAAAAAAAAAAAAAAAACUAAUUUUUUUAUUGGACUGAAUACAUACUGUUUUAAAAACAAGAAAUACAAUGUUUCAAACAUUUUCAGAAUAUGCAUACGUCCCCUUUACAUUUCUUUAAACGAUUUUUCGCUAAAUCAAGAACCAAUGUUUGUUUACCUUGUUUUUUAAAAAAUAAUUUUAAAACAAUAAUUAGUUUUCUUUACAACAGGAAAGUAAACAUUAAAUUUAUGAACAAAACGUCCUUUUUUUGGGUGGUCGCCCGUUCGUCACGCCCUGGGCCUGGGCAGCAUAUCUACGUCCGGUAGCUUAUCCUAGCUUUUGUAGUUGACUACGUCUUGUUUCAUAUUAAUUAACAAAGCAGAAUAGUGUCAAUUGGUAUAGUAAGAACAAGACGAAUAGUGUCAGUUGGUAUAGUAAGAACAAGACGAAUAGUGCCAGUUGGUAUAGUAAGAACAAGCCGAAUAGUGUCAGUUGGUAUAGUAAGAACAAGACGAAUAGUGUCAGUUGGUAUAGUAAGAACAAGACGAAUAGUGCCAGUUGGUAUAGUAAGAACAAGACGAAUAGUGUCAGUUGGUAUAGUAAGAACAAGCCGAAUAGUGCCAGUUGGUAUAGUAAGAACAAGACGAAUAGUGUCAGUUGGUAUAGUAAGAACAAGACGAAUAGUGUCAGUUGGUAUAGUAAGAACAAGACGAAUAGUGUCAGUUGGUAUAGUAAGAACAAGACGAAUAGUGCCAGUUGGUAUAGUAAGAACAAGACGAAUAGUGUCAGUUGGUAUAGUAAGAACAAGCUGAAUAGUGCCAGUUGGUAUAGUAAGAACAAGACGAAUAGUGUCAGUUGGUAUAGUAAGAACAAGACGAAUAGUGUCAGUUGGUAUAGUAAGAACAAGACGAAUAGUGCCAGUUGGUAUAGUAAGAACAAGCCGAAUAGUGUCAGUUGGUAUAGUAAGAACAAGCCGAAUAGUGAAAGUUGGUAUAGUAUGAACAAGCCGAAUAUUGUCAGUUGGUAUAGUAAGAACAAGACGAAUAGUGCCAGUUGGUAUAGUAAGAACAAGCCGAAUAGUGCCAGUUGGUAUAGUAAGAACAAGCCGAAUAGUGCCAGUUGGUAUAGUAAGAACAAGCCGAAUAGUGCCAGUUGGUAUAGUAAGAACAAGACGAAUAGUGCCAGUUGGUAUAGUAAGAACAAGCCGAAUAGUGCCAGUUGGUAUAGUAAGAACAAGACGAAUAGUGCCAGUUGGUAUAGUAAGAACAAGACGAAUAGUGCCAGUUGGUAUAGUAAGAACAAGCCGAAUAGUGUCAGUUGGUAUAGUAAGAACAAGCCGAAUAGUGUCAGUUGGUAUAGUAAGAACAAGACGAAUAGUGCCAGUUGGUAUAGUAAGAACAAGACGAAUAGUGUCAGUUGGUAUAGUAAGAACAAGACGAAUAGUGUCAGUUGGUAUAGCAAGAACAAGCCGAAUAGUGUCAGUUGGUAUAGUAAGAACAAGCCGAAUAGUGUCAGUUGGUAUAGUAAGAACAAGCCGAAUAGUGUCAGUUGGUAUAGUAAGAACAAGACGAAUAGUGCCAGUUGGUAUAGUAAGAACAAGACGAAUAGUGUCAGUUGGUAUAGUAAGAACAAGCCGAAUAGUGCCAGUUGGUAUAGUAAGAACAAGACGAAUAGUGCCAGUUGGUAUAGUAAGAACAAGACGAAUAGUGUCAGUUGGUAUAGUAAGAACAAGCCGAAUAGUGCCAGUUGGUAUAGUAAGAACAAGACGAAUAGUGCCAGUUGGUAUAGUAAGAACAAGACGAAUAGUGUCAGUUGGUAUAGUAAGAACAAGACGAAUAGUGUCAGUUGGUAUAGUAAGAACAAGCAGAAUAAUGUAAGCUGACCUAGUCGCUACGAUACUCUUGUACCUUUUGGAGGCAGCAAGUGAUAGGCUUAGCUGAACUUUUACUGAAUGUAUAUAAAACUAAAGGCUAAGUGAUGUCCCUCAUUAAAUGCGCUUCGGGCUUGGCUUGUUAACCCCCCAGGGGCGUAUGAAAAGGGGGGUGGAGAGGAGUUUUGUCCGGGUGGCACUUUUUUAAACUUUUUUACAUGGGGUGGGGGCCGAUAUUUUCUGCCAACUGCAGAAUUUAUAUUGUGGUAGUGGGGCUAAAAACAUGCUGCAUGGCCAGCACCGGAUGCACUGACCCUAUCUACGCCACUGUCAACCCUCUUAAAAUAUAAACACAGUUGAUGGCAUUUAAUGUAUUUGUGCGGAGAGAAUAGUAAGGUAAAAAUGUGACGGCUUGCUAAAGCUCACUUGAAAGCACACAGAAAGACUCGGCGCUGUUCUUGUGUUUUAAGGGAUCUUAUUAACGGUCAUGACAACACGGCCGAACCAAUCAUAGUUUUUAGUUCAUUAUAAUGAGAUUGGAUGCGUAGAACUCAUACCGUGAAAAUGACAGUUGCGGUUCUAAUAUCAGAAUUAUGACAUGCAACUGUAGGACUUCGUGUUGGUUCCUGCUACAUCAGAAUGACAUACAACGAUAUGUCUUGGUGUAAGUUGCAGCUGCAUCAGAAUGACACCCACCUGUAGGACUUGAUGUUGUGUUCCAGCGCUAUCUGAAUCAGAAUGACCUGCAGCGUGAGGACUCUGUGUGAUACCAUGUUGAUAUCAGAAUGACCUGCAGCGUGAGGACUCUAUGUGAUACCAUGUUGAUAUCAGAAUGACCUGCAGCGUGAGGACUCUGUGUGAUACCAUGUUGAUAUCAGAAUGACCUGCAGCGUGAGGACUCUAUGUGAUACCAUGUUGAUAUCAGAAUGACCUGCAGCGUGAGGACUCUGUGUGAUACCAUGUCACUAUUUUGUCCCGAGGCAGCCAGAGAUGUCGAGCAUUUGUCGUGACACAUUUCUCGUUGUUGAAUCACUGAUAGCUCCCUAUGUUUAUGUCACUUUCAGACUUGUCUUCGGCACACUCUAUCCGGCCUACGCCUCGUAUAAAGCUGUGAGGACCAAGAAUGUCAAAGAAUAUGUGAGUACCAAAUCAAUUUGUCUUUGUUAGUUCACCGGUUAUUUCAUGUACAAUUGUGAAUUAUUUGUUCAACCUAUUCUCCCACUCACCGUGCCAUAAUCUAAUCAGAACUAAUCUCAAACGAAUCAUAUAAUCCAAUGAGUCUAGCCACGACAUACGUUUUCGUUUCUUUAAAAGUACACUUCACAUAGUAGUAUUUGUUGAUCAAUUAUUCAUUUAAAGGAGCGCCCGGAGUAGAAAUAAUAUUAUACGCUACUAAACUUGCAGAACUAUCCAUGAUUAUUUUGAAAUUGCCUAUCAGCCCCCCCCCCCCCCUUUUUUUUUUUCUUCUUCUUUCUUAAGUUUUUAUUUGAAAACAAAACCGACUCCCCUCUCAAAUGUCAAGAGAUUGGAUCAGAUUAUCGCCAUGCACACAACGAUCAUUAUUUGUGAUUUAUACUAGGCUAAACACUCGGUUACGCUAUAAAACCUUUUUUUUUCAUGUGGAAAGCUUCCAUUGUUAUUACUUAAGCCGUUUAAGGUUAUACAUUGCUAUUAAAUAAUAAAGUCGAAGGUUCGUUAAGCCGAUUCGGCGUUGUAAAAUGCACUUAUUUAGGCUCAAUGAUGCAGAUCUGUCACGAUGGUCCGGAACUAAUUGCUCCUCAGCAAAACCAGCCAGUGUCACUGAACUGUGUCAUAUUUGUUUUUGUUGUCUCCCCAUCCUUGGUGAGUUUAGAGACUCAGCAUUGAUUCGGAGACCGUGCGGCAUCUAGUACACUAAUCGAACCAAAUUUUAUAGCACUUCAUUUUCAUUAAAACUUAGAUUUCCUUCAAUAAAUUAAAGCCUAUGGUGGUGUAUGACACUCAUGUAUCUUACAUGCGAUACUUCUUUUGUGUCCUGGUGUUUUUUUUAUAUCCACCACACCUCUAUGCUGGGGCUCUUAACCUUUUUUUUUUUAGUCAAUGGACCGAUUUGUCAAUCAGAUGAAGGCCACGGACGGUUUCUUCCAAUAGUUCUCAAAUGUAUGUAAUAAAACUACGUAGGAAAUGUACCCCACGGGGCGAGGGCCGCAGUGCCCACAUGUUAAGAAUCCAUGUCUUAUUGGUCACGGGCCUGUUAAUAUACUUGUUGGGAAUAUUUUUGAUCUGUCUCUGUCUACUACUUUGGGUCAGACAGCCCCUGCCACUGUGACUCAUCUCUUCUUCGCCAGACCGUCAGCGUGACACGAAAAAUAACCCAAGGCUGCCCUAAAUAACAAAAUUAAAAUAGUAUUAAAAUACUCGUGACCUUUCAAUUGUAUUAGAUGGGCUCUCAUUCAGACGUCUUAAUCAACAUAUAAGAGCACCGGUAUAAAAGUUUACCCAAACUAAAAUGCUUUUUUGAUUUAGUCUUCUUAAUAAUAAAUGUAAACCUUAUGAUUAUCUAAGUUUUAAGAAGACGCCCUUUUAAAAAAAUUGUUGUUCAAGGUCAAUAUAUGAAUGCAUAAUUCCGUGCAUAAUAGCACGCAGGCAAAAUAAUGUCCCUGUGCCAUCUAUUUAAGUCCCUAUUUCUAUGUUGUUAUGUAAUAUCAUAAUCCCUCCCGCCAACAUGCAACAUGUGCAAAUUACGUGUGCAGAGCCCUGUACCAAUAACAACGCGUGCUUGUGUUGUACAACGUAAUGUAAUGUGUUGUCUGUUCUUGUGCAACUGGUCUGUGUUAAAUGAGGUUUGAGGAGGUUUAGCUAAGAUUUCGACGCAUCGGCAGUGUAUGCACUCACACCGCGCACAAGCACGUUCUUUGGUAUAUACAAGAGAGCUUUAAUCAAGCCACCAGCUCUUGCUUUAGCCUGAGACGACACACAAUCCUUUGAACAAGGCCAUGCUAAAGAGCUGGUGGCCAUCGUGGUUAAGAGGGCAAGGUUUUGUAAGCGCGGGGUAAACAGUAGGGGCCGUCUCAAAACCACGUGUGGCUUUGAAAAUAGCGUGUGCAUGCAUGUGGUCAGCUUUCAGUUCCGCUGUCAUCGGUCGACCCCACACACGUGGCAGCCAAAUAUUUGCGUUUGUCCCCUGACUCUCAAGCACCUCAUAAGGACAACAACAAAAUUUUAAAAUUUAAAAAAAGACUUUCUAUCAAAGUCGUGCAAGAUUUAAGAGGCACUAAGAGUAGAAAUUAAUUUAGAACCCAAAUGAUUCGAAUUGAAUGUAGAGAGUAGACGAAACUUAAUUAGGUUUUAUUAAUUGAUUAAUUUUAAAAAAAUAUUUUCUGAACAGACUUGCUUUGCGUAAUAAUUUUUUUUUCUACUUUUAGUGCGUUUUUAACUCGCCUUUGAUAGAACUAGUUGUUUCGUUUCUUUCAUUCUUUCUUUUUUUAAAUCUUUUUUCAAAGAAUUUAAAAUAUUUUAUUUUCUACUUUUUAGUAUUAAAAUCGUAAGCUUUAAAUUAUCGACAAAGAAUUAUUUACUCUAAAAAAUUCAAAUUCUAAUAAAAUCCCGGUUCAAGUGACUUUUACUCUUUACCCUGGCAUAAAACUUAAUUUUUUAAAAACUAUAAUUUGAGCAACAGUAUCAACCCGCCUCCGUUGACCUAGUUUUACAGCCGCUCACCGGGUGAUCACUGCACGAGAAAUCUUAAAAUGUUCCGUGUGUUAACGAAGAAAUAAACGCUCCAUCUACAAACUAGAUUAAAAAGCAAGUAGGUAUAAAAUCGUUAAUGUAUUUUUUAUAUAUAUUUUUUUUAUAUUUAAAACCUUAAAAAUAAGGCUUUCUUUUAAAGACGAGUUAAAACGCCCUAAAAAGUAGAAAAUAAUUUAAAAUUUAUUAUUAUUAUAAAGAAAGACUGAAACAAACCAACAACUGUUAAAGAAUGCUUAAAACUUACCCAAUAAAAAAUAAUUUUAACAGCUUAACGUUUACACUGAUUAGGUAUUUUACAUACUUCUCAGAGCUCGCUAUUUCUUGCAAAAGUUCUUCCUUUCUUAAGAGAAAACUCUAAAAAUUCGAGCGGGUCGUAAACUUAAAAUUGUAUUGUAUUCGCAUUCGCAAACUUCACAUCAAGUUUGUUCUGCUCUUUGGUGACGUUUAUCUGUGAAAACAAAAAUGCUCUACUUGUUUGCAUUAUGAGAAGGAAAAACUAACAUUCACAAAUUUGUUCGUAAUUCUUAGUAAACAAUUAAUGCUGGGCAAUAUUUGAAAACUGACCGUACAUCGUUCAAUGCAGCCCUUGGUGAUCGAAGAACUUAAUACCCUUUUCUUAAACUUUGACUUAUGACAUCAGGUUGCAAAAGUGGACCUACAGUAUCACGUUGUCGAUGAAAUCACUUUUUUUCUUCUUUUUUUUUUUUUUUUUUUGUGUAAGAGCGCAAUGCGAAAAUCUUCAGAUUUUACUUAAUUCAUUGAAUGUGUUUUUUUCGGUGAAAUAAAACGUGUAGUGAAAGUUAAAAAAAAAAAAAAAAACUUUAACUUUUACACUGUACAAACAAACAUUUGCAAAAGGAGGUCAUUUUAAAAUUGGCGGUGAAAAUUUUAUUUUAAUUGAAAAAGUAGGAACAUGUACGGUACCUUUAUUGCAUUUUAUAUCAAAUCAAAUAUUUUUGUUAGUUUAUGACCCUUAUGCUAUUGGGUUCCCAGUACUUUUUAAAAACCUCCAUGAAUUGUGAAAGUGUCAGAGUUGUUGUGCUAAAUGCACCACACUUCUCUUUUGUUAUUUUAAAGCGCCAGUUUGUUUGAAAAAACGCAGACUGCAAUGAUAGGGACGGAUGAGAUUGGGACGAUCCAAGGGACGUUAUCCUUAAAAUUUAAGCAACUUGAAAUUUUGAACUCGGUAACUAAACUUACCUCUUCUUUCUGUGGUGGAGGUGGGUUGUCUACAAACGUUUUCUAUCAUUAUUAUUAUUACUACUAUGUAUUUAUUUUAAUAAUAUUUUUCACAAACUUUUUAAGGUAAAAUGGAUGAUGUACUGGAUAGUGUUUGCCCUGUUUUGUUCUGUAGAAACCUUUUCGGAUGUAUUUCUUUCAUGGUAGGUUAAAACUCAAAGAAUCAUAUAAUUUAAUCCUUAAAUAUAAUAUAUAUAUUUUUAAGUUCAUACAUUUAUGGAGAUUUGUGAAGUUUUAAAAUAUGAAAAUGUAUCAUAAAAUUUUAAAAAAUUAAAACCUACACAAUAGAUUCCAAAUCUAUUUGAAUUAAAUCAUUAUAUUUUAUUCCAAAAUGAUCUCAGCUGAUAUUAUCAACAAUUUAAAAUAUAUUUUAUUUUAAAUAAUAGCACUCUUGUUUUAGAAAUGUCAGAAAUUAAGCAUUUGGAUUUAACUAUUUUUCAAUGAGUUAAACAAAUUUUGUAUGUUAAUCAAAUUAUUUAAUUUUUAAAAAAUUUUAUGCUUCCUUCGUUUGAAAUGUUUUUUUUUUAUUAUAUUUUUAUUAAAUUGUCAUAUCUAGCUAUAUUUAAUAAAAUAGCAAUGAAAAUAUAUUGAGGUAAAAUUACACUGACCUAAUAUCAAGAUUAUAAUGUAAUAUGUUUAAACAAAUUAAACACUCCUUCACUUGUAUAAUUUUAGGUUACCUUUCUACUAUGAGUUAAAAAUUGUCUUUGUAUUAUGGAUGCUGUCGCCAAUGACUCAGGGUUCCAGCUUCUUAUUCAAAAAGUUUGUUCAUCCGCAACUUGCUCGCAGGGAAAAGGUAAGGCCACCAUAUUAACUUCUUUUAAUGUAGCAGCUCAGUCUGGGAUUAAAAGUGAGGUUGUCUUUGGCAAAUUGUUUUAGUCUUAUCAGUUUCGGUUGCUAGAAUAAAUUGAGAAAUAUACAUUGAAAGAACUUAUGUUAUUUUUCAAGCUUCCCCAACUUUUUUAUUCACCUAUGCUAUGGUAAUAUUCAUGAAAGUAAAGAUAAAAUACAAAAUGAAAGUGCUGUACAAUCCAAAAAAUAAUUGUUUGUUUGUUUUUGUUUGUAGUUUCUCUAUCUAUUUGUUGUCCGUAAAAAAAAAUUAAAUAAUUUUUUUCUGUACACAGAAGAAUUAUUUUAAAAGUAACUUAACAGAAGAUAAAAUCUUUUUGUCAGGAUAUAGAUGAAAUGAUAGAACAAGCAAGUAAACAAGGUUACAGUACACUGCUGACUCUAGGAACUAAAGGAUUACAAGCUGUCAUGAAAACAGCAAUUAUGGUAAGUGCAAACCAUAAAAAAAUAACAAUUAUAUUUCUAAAACAUUCUGUAUCCAGUUAUUAAGUCAUAAAAUUCAAAGGACAAAAAAUAUAUUAGAUUUUACGUAACUAUGUACUUAGAAAGUGAGUGUUUUCUUUUACACAUAAUUUUAUUUUUAUACUGCAAUAUACUUAAAAAGAUUCAUUAAAUAGUUCUUCAUAUGUUACUAUUAUUUUCACCUAAAAUUAAUAAUUGUCACCCAUUUCACUUUGGCUGAGCUAAAAUGGAUUCUCAUCUUGAAAUGUCCUGUAACAAAUUUUAGCUCACUUGAAUAUGAACUUGUGACAAAUUAUUUGGGUCACAUACAUGCACAGCGAUUUUUAUUUUUUUAGACUCAAUUUAUUGUAGGAAGCCUUACUUGUUGCUUUUCAGGGUCAAUCCAAGCUGGUGGAUCAUUUACGACGUAGUUACAGCACCAGUGACUUAUCUAAUGAUGGCCAAAACCUAAUUACUCGUCAUGAGGCUUUGGAUAACCAAGAAGAAGAUGGAGACGAUGAACUUGGUUUGUUUUAUCAUUUCAAUAUCUUUUAUUACCUUAGUUUGAUAGUCUCUUUAGCUCUUUAAAUUGCAAUUUAAUUAUUUUUAGAAGUAAAUUAUUAUAUCUCAUAAAUUUGUACAAUAUAAUUUAUCUGUAUGCCACAACUGCAGAGAAUGUACACAUUUUUUAUCAUGGCCUCGGGCCAAUUGGCACUUACUCAGGUGGCUGAUAGAUUUGUGAAGAUGAUGAUGUUGAAUGCAACUGGUCAGUUUUUUUAUCCAGUUCUGCAUUUUAAUUAUCCUAAAUCACAGUUCACCAAUUUUCACCUAUUUUGUUGUUUCUCCAAAAAUAGAAUAUGUGCAGUACAAUAUAUGUUCCAAUAUAUUUUACGCAUUGUCUGCUUUUAAUGUAGCAGCUCAGUCUGCAUUGAGACAGUAUAAAAAAAUUAUAAGAUACAAUUUAUUCAAGGAUAUUUUAUCUUAAUGAGAAUAGAAACAGCAUAAUUUCUAAUACAGUUAAAAACAAAGCGCCAUUGUUUCUAUUCUAAGAAAAAAAGUGGGAUCAACUAAAAAUGUCUAUAAUUUUGGCUUAAAGUGAAUAGGAAAAAGUAAUAUUAGUGCAUUCAGCACUAAUGUCAAGAGGAAAAAAUUGUUUUGACAACCACGUUGGAAAGUAAUGGAUGUUUCUCUAUGUGCAGAUAACAGACUUCUAGAGGACAAUGCUGAAUUAGAAAGACGGUCAAGAAAUCCUUUGGGAAAAAGUAAAAGCUCAAGUAAGUGUGCAUAAAAUGUAAGGAUGGACCAGCAUUUGAACUCUUUUGAUCAAUGGAAUCAAAGGUCUUAAUAUAUAUCUAUUCUAACACAAUAAGAGGUCUAAAAAGCUUUUAAACAUCCAUGAAACUGUCCUUUUUGUUUAAUACCUGAGACCAGACCUGGUUAGCCUUACGUUGGAGCCAGCUGAAUAGCAUUAAGUUCUGUGGGGCAGUGAAGUGACUGACCCUUCUUGUUCCUUAUGUUCUAAGCUGCUUGUUAAAAAGUCAGUAAAAGAAAUUCUGUGAAACUUAAUGGGUCAUUAGGUUUCCUUGUUAAUUUGAGUUGUGACUUAUGUUACCGUCUCAUUAAAGUGCAAGUCAAUAAGUCUCACCAUGUUUUUAAAAAAAACACUAAUGUUUCUAGACCUUAAGACUAAACUGUAUUCCUUCAAAUUUUUCAUAAAUGUUGGCAUUCGGAUUAGUGUCUUAAAUUUGUUCAGCUGAACAAAGAUUGACAUUAAAACAGCCUAAUUUGUUGCAUUCAAAAUUCCAAUAACAAGUAAAUGUAUUGACUUCAUUUCUCAGCUCUUUCACUGUCUAGUGUCAAAGAAGAAGAAGGAGAAGAUGGGGAACAUGUUAUAACAGAAACCUUUGCUCUCCCAUCAACUGCACGAAGACACUACUCCAUGAAAGAGGUGGGUGCUUUACAUAUGAGUACAAGUCUGUUUCUUCCUUAUGAAGCAAUAAUCUGUUGUCAUGUCAUGCAUGGUAGAUGGUAAAAUGUUUUGUCCAAAAGAAAUAAUGUACACGAUAAGGUGCCAACAACAAAAAUUUAUUUCAUCAACUUCUUUCAUAUAUAACCUAUGGAGAAUAUCACUGCAGCAUGCAUUUGUACUGAUUGUAACAGUGUGAAUACAUUUGAUGAAAAACCUGCUUUUACAAAUAUAGCACACACACAAUUAUCUCUCUGCUUCUGAAUUUUUAAAAGCAACUUCUUUUUUAUAAUUUAAUUUGCAGUAGAUUGUUUUCAGUUUUGUUAUGGAAUAUAAUUUAUACCCCCUUCAGUUAUUUUUGAAAUGAUCAUUUUUGUUGAGACGCAGCUCUCAAUACGUAUGACAAGUUCAUUUAUGAGCAUGUCUCAUUAACCUUUUGUACUGAGGUGGAGGAUUAUUUAAGUCUGAUUUAAGCUGCCCUCAUGUUUGAUUAUAAGAUGGCUUCAGUUGAAAAUUUGAAGAAGGAAAAAUAGAUUUAAAGAUAAUUUUCUCCUAGCAACUGAACUUACCCCCCCUUGCCAACCGGUGGGAUUAACAUGUCCACUGCCUUGUCAUUAACUUGUAAAGGAAGCAAAUAACUACAAAAAAUCUCUGGCUACAUGGUAUUGAACUUCUAGCUUCAGUGUUGGAUAUAAUAUAAUUAGUAGCAAAUAUUCCAGGCGUUCAUUAAAAAUCCAAAUAUUCAUGAUACAAAAAAAAAUAUUCAAUCACUAAUCUUUUAUAUUGAACAGUUAACCACUUUCUUUUUACACACUUAGUUUGUUACUUAAAAGUUGAAAAGCAAAAUCCAAAUGGGCAAUAUAAAAUGUGUGUUCAUCAUAUUUAACAUUUUAAAGACAGUAAAUUACUCUUUAUUAUUUUGUAUGUUUAUUUCUAGCUGGUGCAUAAACCAUUUCUACUAACAUUUCCAUAUUUAGCACCAUUGGGCAUCACAUAUAAAUUAAUCAGUUACUAGAAAAAUAAUAUGAUUUUUUUAAAGCCUAGAAUACUCAUGGAAACACAACUUGGCAGCAGGGCUGGCAUUUUGAUGGGAACCAACAAAAUGUGAGAAAGGGUUUUAGAUUUUAAAAUAGUAUUUAUUUUGUGGUUACGGUUUUUUAUUAAUAAUCUGAACAAGUGUGGUUUGGUGAAUUUCUUAUUUCAAUUAGAGGUUGCUUUCAACUUUUUUUUUAUUAUUGUCAUCAACCUAUUUAAGGUUAUUAUUUUUUUUUUUACUUCAGUAAUGGCAUUUUCUUUCCUUCUUCUGUUUUAUAUUUUUAGGAAAGCAUAUCUCCAGCAUAUCGCAAGCUCCGCAGCCAGUCCCUUCCUCCUUCUACUCUUGUUACAAAGCCAUCUUUAGGCCCUAAAGUUAAUCCAAAAUUAAUCAGUGUAAAAUCUCAAGAAAUGAAUGUUAAAGAUAAAUCCCAAACAGUUGAAGUUUCCAAUACCGCUAACAUAAAACACAAAUUAUUGUCCAGAUCUUUAUCUCAAGAUAGUGGCUUAAAACCACAUUUUUCACCCACUCAAUCUCAAAUGUCUUUAAAGAAUAAGAACAAGUUAUUAGGCAGGUCUCAGUCUGAAGAAAGGGCAACUUCCUUAAGAUCAGAUAUCUUAUCUCUCUCACCCUAUGGUGCAACAGUAGAAGCCAAAAGGUUUCAUCUUUCCACUGCAUUGCCAGAAGGUGAAGAGAUUAAAAAACCUGCUGCAGUUGCACAAGUGAAACAUGAACCCUACAUUAGUUUGGAAAUAAAAGUCCCAGAAAGUGAUUCCAAAACUCAAAUGAUGAUGGAGAAAAAUAACUUUGAAAGGUCAUCAGAUCAUAUGGCAGUGGCUGUCAAAGAAAUUGAGGAGCCCAUAGCAAUUUGGAGAAGUCUUCCAAGAUUCUUGAGUGAUCUCCCUGUCAUAGAGGAAUUCACUCCACUGGAAUCCAGCCCCAUAUCCCAAAGUUCAGAAAAAGAAUCUAAAUCUCCAGUCUCUUCUGUGUUAUCUCAAGUCAUUGAAGUAGAUGUAGGAGAAUCCAAAGUGAACAUCUUUAACACAGCUAAUGAGGGAAGUGAGCAAGAUGAUUUAAUUUACAUUGAUGCUGUAGAAAGUCAUUUAGCCAGUGAACCAAAGCCUGCAUCACUUGAUCCACAUUCUGAUUUGUUAAUUAAAGGUGAUGAGAGCAAACCCAGUCGUAUUUGGAAGACUAACGUUGAUGAAAAAGAUGAUUCAGACAAAACUAAUAAAAGUGAGGAUAUCCGACAUCAGUCAUUUGAGCUAUCUGAUAUUGAACCUAGAAGCUCGAGUCUAGAGGUGUUUGAUGAUGAUUUUGAUAGCUGUUCUGAAUGGAGCGAUGGUGGAAACUGGGAGACGCUGUCAGAACUGAGUUCCCUGGACUCACCUGGGUACCAGAAAAGUGAUUCAACUAGUGAAGGUAUAUUGAAUUUUGAUAAUGCCAAAGGAACUUAUGGUCCUUGGAGUGCCCCAAACAGCCCUGCAACUUGCAUAAGAGAAUCUAAACACUGCACUGAUGAAUCACACUCUAGAAGUACACCUAUUAUUUCUUCAUCCACCAAGAAUCAGUACAGAGAUGAAUUUACUCAGAUAAUGGCAAGACUUCGCCGUGAGGUGGCUCCUACCUCAUUUGCUGCCAGGGAUUAUUAUUUGCCAUCUUCUUCUAAUCUCAGUGUAUCAGAAAUUAGCUCACCAAUUCAUGUCGUGAACCGUGGGGAUGAGAGUAAAUUUGAUCCAUUUAAAAUCUGGCAACCUCAGUAUGGUGCUGGCAGUUCAUCACAAGCUGCAAGUAAAUCCCCUUCCACAACGCAGCCCGGCACAAGAGGAUCAAGACGGGACAGGUCAUACGUUAGAGCUACUAGUAUGGAUACCGGAGGUGGGGAAGCCAUGUACUUUACUGGCACCGGGCACAAAGUUCACCCCUUUUCACCCAGUACUCUGUCUCGCCCCCGCUCCCGCUCUUUAAGCUCAGAUACCAGUGAUGUUGUUUUUAGGUCCUAUUCACCCAAAAUCCAGUUAUCAAAUUUUCAUCAGAAUAAGGAAUAAGCAUUCAUUACUUGGUUUGAUGUAGUUAUUUUUAAUGUUUGAUUCUUAGAUAGCAAAAUAACAGUCAGGUUUUUUAAAAAAAUGUAAAUUUAAAAAAAUAAAUCACAACCCACAAACAUGAUGUCCCUUGAAUUGGCCACUUUCGAAGCAUCAACAAAGCCUACGUACCUGAAUACAUCUACUAUAUGAUAGAUUUCAAGAGGAGGUAACUAGCUUGUGUUUGCCCGUCUUGCAUUUUGGACAAGAAUGCAAUGAAAUGUUAAAAUAGAUAGAUGGCCAUUGAUAUUGCAGUUGAUAGUAGCUCUCCCCAAAACAUUUAACAUACUUACAUGCUAUCAUUCAUUUAUUUCCACCUCUUAUUACAUUUUAAUACCAAAAAAUGCUUUUGCUUAAAAUGUUUCCUUUUCAGGUUGGACAUUUUUUCAUAUCUUUAACACUUCAUUUUGAAUUGUGUGUUAUCUAUUAAUCUUUCAGUCUAAAGAAAUGAUUGUUCAUUUAUUUAUGCUCUUUUAUUAAUCUUGUAGCUAAAUAUACCAUAUUAUUUCAGUCAGUAGUGAUAACUAAGUUGAAAAUUUAACUAAGCUUGUACAUCUUUGUGUCAGAUUUUAAUCUAAAAAUCUAAACCGCAGAAUUAUCUUUUAAACUACUUAAGUUUUAUCUUAAUAUUGUUUUUCUUUUACAUCAAAUUGCUUCCUUAAAAAUGUCUUAUAAUUAUUUUUUUUAAAGUAAAAUAUAUUCUAUUAUGGAGAAAUAAAUAUCUAAAUGUAUUUUGACAUGGAAUAGAACAACACAUAAUCUUACACUUAUUUUCCUUCUGUAAAUGUCUUCUUGUGUUGCAUAUUUUUAAGUAAAUUGUAAUGGUGCAUCAUAAUCAAAAAGGGAAGUAAUAAUCAAAAAGUGAAGUACUUAAUUAAUCUAAAAAUGAGAUACUGUGAAAAAUCUCUGGAGAGUAAAGGAAAUGAAUUAAAUAAACAAAAUAUAGAACAUUCAAUUGAACCUCAGUUUUAUGAGCCAAUGUUUUUUUAUUGUUAUCUUAUAAGAAAUUUUCUGCUUUAUUUGCAGAAAUCCAGCAAGGUAACUUUUGGGGCAGGGACUAUGGUGAUGGUGUGCACACAAUAUCUUAGCAAUGUGAAACCAAAUGAUACUUAAGUUUUAUACUUAGAAUUUUUUGGCUUCAUAAUAAUAUAAAAAUAACUUAAAGCAUAAAUUCACUGUGAUCCUUUUCCCAGCACAUUUGCACAUUUUUAUAAGUUCUUUUCUUUUAAUGGGUUUUAUUUAUUUAAUUUAUAAAACUUAAAGGGAAUUAAGUUUAAAAUAUUUCUUACCCUUGUAGAUUGAGCUUCCGAUGAGUUACUUAAAACAAUGACAUUGCCCAAAACAGUGUUCCUCUCUAAUUUUUCACUAUCCAUGUAAAAUAAGAUAUCACUUAUAAAUUUGUUUUAAACAAUUGUUCAAAUAUAUACAGCACACAAAAAGUAAAAGCCUGCAAUUUAAAAAGUAUUGCAAGGUACAUUUUGAAUAAAAUCCAGUGCAGUAAUUGUACCUUAAAAUUAUGUUAUAACCUGUUAAAUCUUCCAUUUCAUUCAAUUAACAUCAGAAAUUUCUGCAUUCUCUAUUAUUUAUAUUUCAAUAUAAAUUCUGAGAAUCAUAGCUAUGUUGUUAUGUUUUAAAUUAAUCAUUAAAUGUGUGUGUGCGCUUUGCAUAAUCCCAGGAAAUUUUUUUUUAAAAGCUGAAUGUGGCCCCUGUUAAAAUGUGUACUUCUUUUUUGAUUAACAAAGGUUGAUUUGAAUGCACCCUCAUGACUUUUUUUUUUAUAGCUUUCCAUUUUUAGAAUUUUAGUUUCAAGGAAAGAAAAUAUAUAUAUAUUUUUUUUUAAUUCUUGUUUUUUCCAUUUGUGUUAUUGAUAAAAUCAAUCAAGUUGCAUUAUUUCCAUUGCCUCACUUAUUGCAGUUGUCAUGUCUUAACAAUGAAUUCCUAUUAACAAAUCUAACUGAUAUAAACAUUUGUAAAAAAUAAAAUAAUGUUUAUUAUUAAUUACAAGGCUUGCUAUAUAAACAGACCAACAUUAACGAUUUAUACCCUAUUUCCUCCUUGACAGACCAAGCAAAUAAAUACCUAUGGAACAGUACCAAGAUCUAGGGCCAGAACCAGAGCUACCACCAGAAAAUCCAUUCUUCCACCAUGAUCUGUGCUCCUAAAUGAAUCCAAGGGCUUUCGAAUUUUAUAGGCAUUUGAAAAUGACACUUAUUCCUUGCAUUCAUAUGACAUGUAUUAUUUCGAACUAUGUGUUUGUUUUAAAAAGUCAAAUAUUGAUGAAAUGUGAAAUAUUUGAAAAAAAUCUGUGGGUAACAUGCAUCGUUUGUUCGAUUUGAUUUUUUUAAACUAAAGCUUAGAUUUUUUAGUAUGAUAUUUUUAUAAUGACUUUCACCAAUGUCUGCAUACAUAUACAAAUGCUGCACCUCACUAACUUGGUGAGAGUUCUCUUAGCUUUAAAUGAUACAGAUGGAUAUGAUAUCUUACAUAUUAUUUGUUUUUAAUCCAAUGUUUAUUCUGAGGUAACAUACUCCCCCAAUCACCUGACCAGAAUUUGUACAGUAAAUGUUCCUUUAAAUGCUUGGGACAACGUUGGCAUGUGUUUGUAAAGUUUCCUCUCUGCAUUGCCAUUAGAAGCAUGUACAAAGUUUUAAAUGCUUUUGUGAUGUCAUUUAAUGACCCUUUUUGUUUCUUUUAGAUUUGAUUAUUUCCUACUUGUACUUUCUGGUUUGACAUGAUGUAAUAUAAAAGUCAUGAAAGAAUAAAUAUCACAAGGUCAGAUGUAUACAUUUUUUUACAUGGAUUUUUGAAGAUAUUUUAGGUCACAAUAGUGUUCACUUCAGACUCAGUCACAGAUUACACAUAGGCUAAAUGAUGCUGAAUUGUUUAUUUUAGCUAUGUUUAUUCAAUCAAUAAUUUAAGUUUGUAACUCAGUUUAAACAUUAAAUAGUGCCAGAUGAUUUAAUCAUGAUUUUCUUGUCACUAGAAUGUUCCUAAAUUAAAUAGUUAUUAAAUUUAUUACUUUAAUUAUUUUUUUCUGUGAGUUUAAUGAAAAAUUUACAUGUUAGCUUGAUUAUUUGAAAACACUAAAAAGCCAAAACAAAUGUAUAUUCCCCCUUCCCAGACAUCACUUAACUAUAAUAUUGAUUUUAAACUCGAGGGAAGUCAAUAAAAGUGUGACUUGAGAAAAGAUGAAAGAGGUGUGGUUGAAGUGAAGUACAACAGCUUGACAUGUUGACACCAUCCCUUGUCUCCAAAACUAGGAAAUCUCACCAAGUAUCAUCUUAUAUAUAGCCUAUAACUUUUAGUGUAACUUUAAAUGAGUUUAUAUGUAAACCAUAUCAGCAAAGGUUAGUGAUUUUCAAGACUUAAUUCUCUCCCUAUUUGCGAAUUUUCUUUAAAAAAUUCUCCACACAAAAAAGGGUAUUUUGUAAUAUUUUUUUUUAAAAGGCUUUAAUAUGUGACAGAUAACUUUUAACUUCUUGAAAGUAUGUGAGUAUUUUCAAAAUAUGGUUUUUAAUUAUUAUUAUUUUUUUAAAACAUACUCACUCCCUUUUUGACGUCUUAUUGCCGUGAUGCCUCCCUUUUCUCUAGACUUAAUUUUUUUUUUUUUCUUUUCUAGAAUAAAUGUCCUUGCUUUCAUAUGGGAAGGAAUUUGAGACAAGCAUCUCUAAUGAAUGAUGUGUUGUAGGAAUGAAAACUAUUACCAUUUGCCUCAUCAUCAUCAGCUCUCUCUCUAAGUCAGUCCAAACAUUUGAUGGCUGUGGCUUUAGGUGGCUGUCAUAUAAAUGAGGAAGGAAGUUGAAGUUAAUGGGUUGCAUGAUAUUGCUAGUGAAUGUUCUUUGAAUUUGUUUGCAUUCUGCUUUUGGUGCAUGUGAGCUAUUCAUUGGUUUGUCAACACCGCUUGCAUAGCUUCUCUCUUUUGCCUAGUUUGACUGACUGCAGUUGUAAAAUGAAGAAUAAGACAUUGUUUAUUUCAAUUAUGUUUUUAUAUUUUAUCUCUAAUAUGACAAUGGAAAACAAAUUACUCCACUACAGAAUAUCUAAUGUAAUAAUACAACAUAAUUCACUCGAUGGCCAGGCGGAGGUGAGAUGUAAAAAUGUUAUCCUGUAUAUCAAUCUUAUAAAAUGCAGUGUCUCUCUCCUUUCAUAAUUUCUACGUAAUAUUUUUCUAACAUAUAUAUUUUUAAUUUUUCGAGGACAUUCCGAAUUUGACUUUAAACUAUAGUAUAUUUUAUACAAGCAUCAACCAAUCAUGCUCAUCUGAUAACAAUGCUAUUGUUACCACGUGUUCUACAAAUGCUCAGAAAACAAUAUAGCCAGUAACAUGCGUACAUUUUCACUUCACAUCGAUUAUUCCUUAAGACAAGAAAUAAUACAUAUUUAUUUUUUAAUUAUGCUUUCUUAUUUUUAUAUUGUUUGCGUCCCUCAAUAGCUCUCAAUAGCUUCUGAGUUCCCUUUAAUAAAAUAGCCUUAAUUGUUGGAUUUUUUUGCUGUGUGAAGAGAAAUGUGUGCCAGUCUGUGUGCUCUUCUGUUGAUUAUUUUCUACUACUGCAUGCGCACCAGGGGCAUUGUGAACACAAUGGAAGAUGUCCUUUGACAUUAUAAGUAACAGCAUGCAGAGUUCAGUGGUUGAUCCUUGGGCACACUAAAAGCUGCUUUGUAUUGAUAACACAGGAUUUUUAUUUUUCAGCACAAACUCUAAAAUAUUUGAUUUAAUUUAUAACAGCCUGUAAAAGGGUUGAGCUGACAUGAAUGCAUGCCUGUAUGUAUAGAUAUAUGGAUGAUUAAAUUAUGACAUCAUUAAAUAUGUUAUAUGAACUUGUGUUGCUAGUCCAAUUUUCCUGAAUCUCCAAAGCUUAUUCCUAUACCGGUACAUUUGCCCCCAUGUUUUACCUUUGUUUCAGUUUUGGUCAUGAUUUCAAUUUUUUUUAAGUAGGUCAGCAUGAUUUUGAUCAGAUGACAGAUUUUAAUAUGACUUCAAGCAAUGUACCAUACUAAAUUAAUUAAACCACCAUCUUUUAAUAACUAAUAAGACAUGACCUAAAUAAUGGGCGCCCCCCCCCCCACCCCAUUUGUUCAUGUUUAAUGUGUCCAUGUGGUUUGUGAGAUGUGUUAAGAGUAACUGCAAAAAAUUGAAAUGACUGUGUUGUAUAAAUAUAUUUGAUAUUGUAUAGAAGUUUGCCUAUACAGAGAUAAUGUGCAGUUUUUUUCUUUUUAAGUAAUGACAAUCUCUUCACAAAUUAUAAGUUAGGCUUAAAAUGAAGGGGUACUACUGUAUUUGACUAAACAGAGGUCUUCAGACUAUAUGCCUUUGUUUUGUUAAUCAAGAUCUUUUCCAUCAUUUUCCCUAUAUAUUAAUCAUUGAUGUUAAUUAUUUCAUCUUUGAUUUGCUUACUUAUUUCAAUUUGUGUUUUAUUUUGAUGAAUAUCUUAUGUGAACUAUUUUGUUCCCUGACAUUUGAAUUCAUUGAUCACUUUGAAAUGCCUCAUUCAUUUUUUUCUCACCUCCUUGUAUUUUCUUCUGUUAGGUCAAAUAACCAUUUCAUUCUUCAUGUAGAUGUUAAGUUGUGCCGGGCUUUCAUUUUAACUGAUCUGAAUUCAGUGGGUCAAUGUUGUUUUUUUUUGUUGUUUUCAGUUUACUUUGCUGCAUAGUCAAAAGUUAAUGGUGUUUUUAUUGAAGGCAUGUUUGUAGCUGUAGUUAAAUCUAAUCUACAUAAAAUAUUUCUUUGUAUUUGAGUUUAUUAUAGUGCGUGUGGGUUUAUUAUAGGAUUAGACAAGUCAAUCUCAAAAUUUCCCUUCAUAAUAAUAAAAGUCAAGUUCAUGUACUCAGCAGCGCCACCAUUUCACUGAGACGGAGAUUAUUCAAGAUUUACUCUGCCCUAUUUCCACAAGAACUAGAGGAUGUUUUAGCUAAUAAUGUUUCCAAUUAAGAGAUUUCCCAUGAGCUCAUGUAUGAAUACCUGUAUAUUAUUAUACUGCUAUUGUACUAUGUCACACUGCAUUCAGUAAGAGUAGCACCAAAGGAGCUGCCUCAUCUAUGAAGGAAUAAAGGAAUCCUAUCUAGUGAUGACUCUUGCACACAAUGUACUCUGUUUAUAACUUUUUCUAUCUAAUUGUUCUUCAUACAUUCGGACUUACAUAAUAUACAUAUAGUGAUUAUUAUUUUUGAUACAUUUGAGAGACAACUCAUUAAGGGGGCUUGGUUCGGGGGACAGAAUCUCAUCAUAAAAAUGCUGUAACACUCUGGCAAGUUGAACAUUAAUUUUUAACAAACAAUUUUAAACGACCUCUUGAGGAAAUAGUGAAAGAUAAUUGUAACUUGUAAAACAUAUUUCCAAAGCCAACUCCAAGGACUGUGUGGGUGUAAGGAUCCAUGUCACCUGUCAGAGUAUGGGGUGCUUUUUGUUGUUCUGAAUCAUGGCACUCAGCAGUGCAAUGUGUACAAUGUUACUGCUCUGUGUACAAUGUUACCUAUGAAUAAAUCAAUGACAUGGAACAGCUGGAUGUAAUCACUUUACAUCAGCUGUACUACUGCAUGAUGUACCUCGAUUUGGGCAAUCUCUACUGUAUGAUGUACCUCGAUUUGGGCAAUCUCUACUGUAUGAUGUAUGGUUUCGAUUUCGACCGACAAAAGUAUUUCGGUAAGCGUGAUAAUAAUUUGAGGGGUGUGGGGGUUCUCCAUAAUAAUAUAUCAUAAAUAUGUAGAAUAUUUUCUUAGUAGAAGCAACAAUAGCAUGCCAACUAAGAUUGACAUCAUUAUGCCAACUAAGAUUGACAUCAUUAUGCCAACUAAGAUUGAAAUCAUUAUGCCAACUAAGAUUGACAUCAUUAUGCCAACUAAGAUUGACAUCAUUAUGCCAACUAAGAUUGACAUCAUUAUGCCAACUAAGAUUGACAUCAUUAUGCCAAUUAAGAUUGACAUUAUUCCAGCUAAGAUUGACAUCAUUAUGCCAACCAAGAUUGACAUCAUCAUGCCAACUAAGAUUGACAUUAUACCAACUAAGAUUGACAUCAUUAUGCCAACUAAGAUUGACAUUAUUCCAACUAAGAUUGACAUCAUACCAACUAAGAUUGAAAUUAUUAUACCAACUAAGAUUGACGUCAUGCAAAUUAAGACUGACGUCAUGUAAACUAAGAUUGACGUCGUGCAAACUAAGACCGACAUGCCAACUAAACUAAGAUUGACAUCAUGCCAACUAAGAUUGACAUAAAGCGAUUCUAAAAAGAAAAUAUUCAUUGAAACUGCGAGUGUUGACUUUGUCCACUUGCUUCUAAAUACUUCUAUAGAAAUAACCGACACUUCAACAAAUACGAUCAGUCUCUACAGACAUCGGUGAUAUAGAUCGAGAGCGUCUCUAAAUGUGAGAAUGUUUGAGAACCCCCGUCUGGAUGAAAUGCUAUGAGAGCAUGUGCAGCACGGGUUCAAUGAGAUGUUAUCACGAAGUCAGGUCGUGAUGCUAUCGAUUGGUUUAUUUGUUUGCGUCAGAGGCCGGCCCUGAUGCGGUUUAUAAGCUCUUCCAUGUGUUUGGGCAGUAAGGGGGAGGGACACGUAGUAAUAUGGGGGAGGGGGGUUAUUUGUGUACGCGAAACAAACAAUUGUUGUUGUCCAGUAUGUCAUUUGUAGUUUUCUAAAUUUUUUGAAAAAACUAAAUGCAUGUGAAUAAUUUAAGGAACUAUAAGAGAAGUGAGAAGGCUUUGCUUGAACCUGUCAUCGUACAGUACACGUCUUAACUAACACGUGUGUGCAUACUACCUCGUAUGUUUUAAUAGAUGUUUGUGACAACGCCCCCCCCCCCUUUCUGCACCACAAUGAUGUUUUAUUGGCUAACAGAUACAAAAACUGCUUAUGAGUUACAUUGGUAUUCAUUUGUGCACCGAUAAAUGAACGCUUAAAAAGAUAGUCAUAUUUUGAUGGAUGACUCCGGGUGUCUGAAAGGGAAAUGGACAGAUUGAAAAGGAAAAGGAUUGAGAUAUGUGGACAAAGCU